AUUAUCUAAAUAUCUCUACACAAUCACAUUAGCCAAAACCAUGGCCUCCUCAAGUCUCCAUUUCUUCUUCUUCUUGACACUUCUCUUGCCAUUCACUUUCACCACCGCCACACGUGACACAUGUGCGACCGCCGCUCCCGAUGGUUCCGACGACCUCUCAAUCAUCCCCAUUAACGCCAAAUGCUCACCUUUCGCACCCACUCACGUCUCUGCCUCCGUGAUAGACACGGUCCUUCACAUGGCCUCCUCAGACUCCCAUCGACUCACCUACCUCUCAAGCCUCGUCGCCGGCAAACCAAAACCCACCUCCGUCCCCGUCGCCUCCGGUAAUCAGCUCCACAUCGGAAACUACGUGGUCCGAGCCAAACUCGGCACUCCUCCACAGCUAAUGUUCAUGGUCCUAGACACAAGUAACGACGCCGUUUGGCUCCCUUGCUCCGGCUGCUCCGGUUGUUCCAACGCCUCAACUUCUUUCAAUACAAACUCCUCAUCCACUUACUCAACCGUCUCUUGCUCCACCGCACAAUGCACCCAAGCACGUGGCCUCACGUGCCCAUCCUCCUCACCACAACCGUCCGUCUGCUCCUUCAACCAAUCCUACGGCGGAGAUUCAUCCUUCUCUGCCAGUCUCGUCCAAGACACGCUAACGUUAGCCCCUGACGUCAUCCCAAAUUUCUCCUUCGGCUGCAUCAACUCCGCCUCAGGCAAUUCUCUACCACCGCAAGGACUAAUGGGCCUAGGACGCGGGCCUAUGUCAUUGGUCUCUCAAACUACGUCGCUUUACUCAGGAGUGUUCUCAUACUGCCUCCCUAGCUUCAGGUCCUUCUACUUCUCCGGGUCGUUGAAACUGGGUCUCUUGGGUCAACCCAAAUCCAUCAGAUACACUCCACUCCUCCGUAACCCUCGCCGUCCAUCACUUUACUAUGUGAAUCUCACCGGAGUGAGUGUCGGUUCCGUCCAGGUACCCGUUGACCCAGUGUAUUUGACGUUUGACGCAAAUUCCGGCGCCGGUACGAUCAUCGAUUCCGGUACUGUUAUCACCCGUUUUGCUCAACCCGUGUACGAAGCCAUUAGAGACGAGUUUAGGAAGCAGGUGAAUGUGUCGUCAUUCUCAACAUUGGGAGCGUUUGACACGUGUUUCUCAGCGGAUAACGAGAAUGUGGCGCCAAAGAUAACGCUGCACAUGACGUCACUCGACUUGAAGCUGCCGAUGGAGAAUACGCUUAUCCACAGCAGCGCGGGAACGCUGACGUGUCUAUCCAUGGCCGGGAUACGGCAGAACGCAAACGCUGUUCUAAACGUGAUCGCGAAUCUCCAACAGCAGAACUUAAGGAUCUUGUUUGACGUUCCUAAUUCUCGCAUAGGAAUUGCUCCUGAGCCCUGCAACUAAGAGAGGACAUAUGAAUGAUCUCUCUCUCCCUCUCUUUUUAUUUUACGUUCUUCGUACGUUUUGAUUUGAAGAGGUGCUUAAUGGCGCUUGACCUUCUACAUAUACUUUGUAUGAACGGCUAUCUUCACUACGCAUAACAUGGCCUGCAGUUUCAUCUCUUGCUUCAGCGAUGUGAUUUCUUUUCUAAA
This is a messenger RNA of Arabidopsis thaliana (thale cress), 1578 nucleotides long. RefSeq names its product Eukaryotic aspartyl protease family protein. Bases 41 to 1390 code for a protein of 449 amino acids. Gene Ontology annotation, biological process: proteolysis. Gene Ontology annotation, molecular function: aspartic-type endopeptidase activity. The record is from RefSeq and is marked reviewed. Gene Ontology annotation, cellular component: apoplast. The transcript has 2 exons. Lineage: Eukaryota; Viridiplantae; Streptophyta; Magnoliopsida; Brassicales; Brassicaceae.